Clupea harengus (Atlantic herring) is the source of this 5442-nucleotide messenger RNA. RefSeq names its product HPS5 biogenesis of lysosomal organelles complex 2 subunit 2 (gene hps5). The record is from RefSeq and is a predicted model, not a curated record. NCBI's taxonomy places the organism in Eukaryota, Metazoa, Chordata, Actinopteri, Clupeiformes, Clupeidae. Gene Ontology annotation, biological process: developmental pigmentation. Gene Ontology annotation, cellular component: cytoplasm. Gene Ontology annotation, molecular function: protein binding.
AGAUUUGGUCUCAUCACUGUGGGAAAAUGAGAAAAUAUACUGCCUUUGUUAAGGAGCUGAAGGGAGGUGUGAAAAUGACACUUCUGUCUCAGAAAAAUAGUAAUUAUAGCAUGCAUUUUAGGGAUAGCUUGUACAGAGUAUUUCUCCGCAGUGUGAUCUGUUCAUCCAAAGAGAUUCUAACAUGGUGAUCAUGGCUGCAGUCCUUUCAGGGCGGUGAUUUUGUCGACCACUGUAGACCAUACCUGGGUCCCCUGGGCCACUCAAAUUUCAGUCAAUACGGGGGCUGUAAUGGAUGCAGUAAGUGCACCGACACACGCCUCUGCAAAUGCGCCUGAAUCAUAGAUGCGAACAAGAAUUAGUGCCAUUCCUUUUUACGGACGAUGUUCUGACGCGCUGAUGUGAUGGUCAAUUGAAAUUUAGGAAUCUUUGUAAAGGACUUAAACUUACAACACUAUUGUCAUAUCAUCUGGAAACGCUCCAUAGGCACGAGAUACGUGCGCAGCCCCCUUCAAAAAGUAGUGCCGGUUGAAGCAGUGCGCGAAUCCAAACGUACCAUUUCAACUUUCGCUAUCGCUACUGUCAAACAUUGACAGCCCAGACAGAGUUAACAUGGACAUGUUUUUGCACCGCCUGUAAACCUGGACUUUGGGAUGACACAAAUACAGCAUCGUGGACAGUAACACCAGGUUUGUCCGCAACAAUCUGAGUCAAUUUAAAGCUUUAGUUACUAACUUACAUGCUAGCCUGGAAAUGAUUAAGCUAACGAGAGUCUACAGUAAAGGAACCAGGUUGAGUAGCCAGGCAGAGAUGGGGGAAACGACACAAGUUGGGGCACGCUAGCUUAUAAACCAAAGCCACUAACUAACUUAGCUAAGGAUAUGUUACUGUUACUCUGUAUUAGUUUACUUGUCAAGUGAAUAACAUACAAUAUGUUUGAGAAAGUUAAGUUACUGUAAUAUCAGAACGGCACUAUUUUAUGCUUGCUCUGGCUAACGUAAUUGAAUGCACUCUGGCAGAAGUAUGAGUCCCGUGACACUGGGUCAUGCUGUUUCAUGCUAAGUAGUCAACACUCAGCCACCGGUAGAAAGAAGCGAGUCCUCUCAAAACCGUUGAUUUGGUUCAUGUAUGGCUUUCUCGUUGACAUUCGAAGACCAACUUGAGUUAACAUCCAACCAUUACAAACAAGUUGCUUUUUGGUAGCUAACGGCAGCUUGAGGAACCCAUGCCAGUCCCAAUGGCUGAGCAGAAGCCGUGCCCUGGAAUGUCUCUACAGGAUGAUUCCUGUCCUUCCGGAGUCCAGCACCCAUGUUCUGGCAGAGUUCGACUGCCUGGACCCACUGCUCUCUGCGCUGCGGCUGGACUCGGGCAGACUCAAGUGCACAUGUCUGGCCGUGUCCAGGAAGUGGCUUGCUCUGGGGACAUCUGCCGGGGGUCUGCAUCUCAUUCAGAGAGAGGGCUGGAAGCAGAGACUCAUCCUCACACACAAGGAAGGAGCCAUAACCCAGGUUGCUUGCUGCCCUCACGAUGAAGACUUUAUCGCCGUUGCCACAAGUCAGGGGGUGGUGGUGGUGUGGGAGCUGCAGCUGGAGCGUCGGGGUCGGCCUGAGCGAGCGUGUGUGUCCUGGGAGCACCGUGGCCAGGCUAUCACUGCUCUGUGCUGGGACACCGCCAGCCUGCGCGUCUUUGCCGCGGACGCUGGGGGAAAGGUGUCUUUCAUCCGCGCUGGCUCCUCCAAACUCGGCAAGGGCUCUGCGUUCGUGAUCUUCCCCGUGCAGACAGUCACCACAGUGGACUCCAAGGUGGUGCAGCUGGGCUACCAGGAGGGCCGGCUGCUUGUGUCCUCCCUGAGCCGCUGCUACCUGUGCGACACAGACAGAGAGAAGUUCUGGAGAGUGGGUAAUAAGGAGCGUGACGGGGAGUACGGGGCGUGUUACCUGCCCCAGGCGCGGGGAUCUGGGGGGAGUCCCCCCCCCCUGCUGUACUGUGCGCGGCCCGGCUCGCGUAUGUGGGAGGCCAGCUUCGGUGGGGAGGUGCAGAGCACACACCAGUUCAAACAGCUGCUCGCCUGCACACCAGUGCCCCUCAUCACCUACAAGCAUGAGCCACACUAUAACCCCAACCAGAAGAGUCCUCAGUCUCUGGCUUUCCCAAAGCUGUUGCACCUUGGAGAUCAGCACCUUCUGACCUGGACUGAUUCUGCCAUCUAUAUCUUCACACCUCAGAGUGACCAAGUGCUCUUAUGGACAGAGGUUAAAGGCAUUGUGGAGGUGGCAGUGUUUCGCAACGAGCUCUUCUGUCUCUAUGGUGACGGCCGCCUGUCACACUUCUCGUUGCUGUCAGCCGAGCGUUGCGUGGAGAGGUUGCUACGGCGAGAGGCCUGGACGCUGGCAGCCACUGUCUGCUGCAUGUUCCCGCACACUAUUGCGUCCAGCAGGGCCAGGAAGUCCGUCCCUAUGGACCGUCUGGAGCACCUCAAGUCUCAGCUCAGCGCCGCCUCCCACACUGAGCUGAUUGGUCAGCUUGAGGACGUCAUCACCAAGCUGGAGCCCCUAGACUCCGCCUGCAGCAGCCGCCGUAGCAGUAUCUCCUCCCACGAGAGCUUCAAUGUUCUGGACUGUGGAAUCUACCGGGUCAUCAGCCGCAGGGGAAGCCAAUCAGAUGAGGACACCGGCUCCCUGGUCAGCCAAUCAAUGCUUGAGGAGGAGCGACUGAAGGAGUUUAGCUUUACUCAAGAGGAAGAGCCAGGGGAGCCGGACGUGCAUCAGGGAGAGCGAGCGGAGGCCGAGCGCGUGGAGCCAGGGCUGCAGUUCCACCUCCCACUCUCAUUCCGCCACAAACCACCACGCAUUGCCCUGCAGGCCGUCCGAGACAGUGUGUCUAGUUUUGUGAAGAAGACCACAGAGAAGAUCAACACCCUUCAGAUGAAUGCUGACCUUUGGCCUCGGCCUGACCUCAGGGACGGGUCACAGGGAGAGGUCAUCAUCACCACCAUCACCCCCUUCCCAGAGGUGGAGGACCACGAGCCCACUGGAGAGCAGUCGAGUGCCGAGAAUGACCUACAGGAGCUCAGAGCAGCCACAGAGAAAGCCAUAGCUCAGGUCCAGGAUCUGCAUGUUCUGUUGGACCCAGCCAGUUUGGAGGAGGCCCUGCUGGAGUGGCUUCCAGUGUUGGAGCGGGUUCUGGGCCCAGAGGAUCUUACAGAACCGGAUCUGGAGCGGGAGGAAGAUGGUGAAGAGGAGGAGGGUUUAUUGGAGAGAGAGCUAGAGGUUCUGUCCUGCUCUGCAGCUCAGCAUUCCGAAGAGGUCACAGGGUCAACAAAGAGGGGUUCAGAGGACCCUAAACUCCUGGCGGCUGAGAAGGACCUGAGAGAGACCAGUAGCGCUAGGCAGCACAAAGACAUGGAGCCAAUCUGCCUGCUUUCGUCGCGACCUUUGCCCUCUGACCUCCAGGCUGACAUCUCCCAGCUGACCUCCCUCUGCCUGGACGUGGGCUGCGUGAGCCGGCGGGGCCCUGAGGCGGGACUGAGUGGAGAAGAAGGAGGGAGUGUGUGUGUGGAGAGUGUGUGUGUUUUUCUGAGGCGCUAUUUCUUCCUGCUGGACCAGGAACACACACGCAGGGUGUGUAUGCAGAGGUACAGACAGCAUCCGGGGGUCCUGAAGGAUUUCAUAGCGGGAAUGCUAGAAUACACUCAGUCCAGUAAGGUGGUGGAGAUUAUCCAGAAGGGGGAUCUGCUGAAGUCUCUGAGGAGCCUGAAAGAGCUCCGGCCCUGGAACACCCCUCUACUCCUGUCACACCUGUACAGACUGUAUGAGAAGCAUGGGGAGCUAGCCAUUCGCUCGUUCCCCCAGUUCUAUCCCACAAUCCUCCCCUCUGACGUACUGGCCAUGGCCCAGCGCAGCCACUUCCUGCCUUACCUGGACAACCUGGUGCAGUCCCGCGCUGAGGAGCAAAGACUGACCUUCCUUGGGUCCCUCCUUCAGCCUGAAUCCCUGCGACAGGAUUGGCUGGAGCUGGCUCUUUCCCAUGAUUCACCACAAAGGAGUGACACUUUAACAGAAGAGGGACAACCUCGGUGGCACUCUCAUUAUUUCAGCUGGGGGUACGGCCGCCUCCUCUCCCUCCUUAUCCGUCAGCCGGCUGACCUAGCGUCGAAACAGAAGAUGCUGGACACAUGCAAAAGACAUGGGUACUGGACGGGCUACCUGCAGCUGUGCAGUGAGCUACAGCGCCGCCCAGAGGCCUUUGCUGCCAUCUGCAGUCUGGAUGACAUGAGUCUGCUGGAGUUGCCCAAUGGUAUUGUGCCUCAGACCCUGGAAGAGUGGAAGCUGCUGAUACAGCUCGCCCAGCAAAGCUGCAGGGGGAGUUUGGACGCGACCAAUGGAGCCACUAGCACUAGCGCUAACAACAGUAGCACUGUUAACGGUAGCAGCACGGCUAAUGGUAUCAUUAAUGGUAACAUUAGUAACAGUGCUAAUGGAACCAGCUGUGCUAUUGGCGCUAGCGGUGCUAGUGAAGCUAGCGCUACCAGUCCCAGCAGUGCUAAUGGAACCAGCUGUGCUACUGGGGCUAGCGAUGCUAGUGGAGCUAGUGCUUCCUGCCCCAGCAGCGCUAAUGGUGGUUUAGCUAACGGCUCUGCAGACAGGAGCAGCCAGAUCACCCGAGAGUCCCUGACACUCAGGUUGGCUCGUGUGGCAGGGCCAGACCAGGCCCUGGAGGCCCUGCAGGAGUGUGGGGUCCAGCUGGAGCUGGGGCACCAGUCUACCUGGGUGUGUGACCUGCUGAGGGUGGCAGAGAAGAGACAGAGGGCUCUGAUCCACACUAUGCUGGAGCGAUGCGAUCGUUUCCUGUGGUCCCAGCAUGCCUAGAGUAAAAGGCUGCCUGCCUGUUGCAAUACUGGUCAGGUUAUCUCAGUUACCUCAACUAUGCCCUAAUCUCCAGCCCCAUGCCACAACCUCCCAUGGGACCUCCCUAAUACAGCGUCAGCCAUUCCAACUGUUACUUAGUAUUUCCAAGCACAAAUAUCAUAUGGGAAUUUUAAAAAGACAGUAUUAACAUUUUUGUUUCAUAUUUUAAAUGAUAAUAAUAAUAAUAUAAUAUAUGCUUAUAAUUAUUUAUCUAUUUAUCAACAUCAGAGGAUGAUAUUUGUAUUUGAAUCAUGGGCCUUAUAACAAAUCUUGUACUUAUUAAGCAUAAGAUGUGAAUGUAUGUUUACUUUUUCUGGCCAAAGUUAGAUGUGUAUUAAUCUAACUUCACUAGGAGAGUGGCAUCUCACAGUAACACUCACAUAUUUAAAGCCUUACUCGGCCACUACUCUAAGAGCUGCCUCUGGUUAACUAAUAGUUCUGUGGAUGCUAUCAGAAGUCGCAGGUGUGUAAUAUUUUUUAAGAUUGUCUUCCAUUGAAAACAUCAAUUCUCUCUAUAAAUAACAGCUCGGUAAAAGUG